Messenger RNA from Trichoderma harzianum CBS 226.95, 714 nucleotides. RefSeq lists its product as hypothetical. The record is from RefSeq and is a predicted model, not a curated record. NCBI's taxonomy places the organism in Eukaryota, Fungi, Ascomycota, Sordariomycetes, Hypocreales, Hypocreaceae. Bases 185 to 670 code for a protein of 161 amino acids. The transcript has a single exon.
ACAUGCCGCCGCAGCUUGCUCGGAGUCUCAAGACAUCUCACAGCUGGGCCAGCAUUUUCUAUCUAUCGUUCUCACCUUAGACAAAGCCUAAGCCCCAUCCAACACCUACAUCUAUCUACAUCAGUUACAAUGCAAGGGAUUAUGAGUUGUGCAAGGACUUGGUUGAUUGUAAUGUCCAUGAUACAUGUUUUUGUUUAAUGGCAUUACCAGAGAGGUACAUUCGGCUCUCUUCGAUGACCUAGAGGUACGUACUAGGUACAAAUGUAGACUCCUCUUGCCAAUUGAACGAAACAUCUCGCACUUUCCCAAAAUUUUAAACAAGCACAAACAGGCAGUCAGACAUACCGAAGCCGAGGAAGGUGCAUUUGGGCCUCGUUUUCCAACCCUAUUCUUUUUCUUUCUUCUUUUCUCUUUUUUACACGUCGUGAUGACUUCAAAUUCAUUACUACCAACUGCUAUUCAGCCAAUUAGACACGCUCUGAUAUUCAACAGGCAAUCCUUGAUCCUACAUCCUCCGUUGCCAUCACAUCUUGAUUCGUUCUUUCCGGCCGCAUGCGGUAACUUUUCGCAAUUCCAAUCCAAUUGCACGCCUACCUCCAGCAAUACCAGUCAAGAUGUCACGAUGAGAUACCGGUCCAACCCGAAUGAUGCAAUACUGCAUUAUCUUUGAACACGGGUGUCCUCAGGAUGGUCCUCAACAUCAACCAUGAUCGC